This is a messenger RNA of Chaetomium fimeti, 603 nucleotides long. RefSeq names its product Yqey-like protein-domain-containing protein. Gene Ontology annotation, cellular component: mitochondrion. The transcript has a single exon. NCBI's taxonomy places the organism in Eukaryota, Fungi, Ascomycota, Sordariomycetes, Sordariales, Chaetomiaceae. The record is from RefSeq and is a predicted model, not a curated record. Bases 1 to 603 code for a protein of 200 amino acids. Gene Ontology annotation, molecular function: carbon-nitrogen ligase activity, with glutamine as amido-N-donor.
AUGGCGAGUAAGCUCUCCCCUUUCCUCCUCCGGAGCUUCAGCCGGCCGACUUUGCCGCGGACGGCAGCCCUGCGGGUGUCGCGCGCGACGUACUCGACUGAAGCCCCACCACCGCCGCCGCCGCCUCUUCUGGCCAAGCUCAAGGAUGACCUGAAGGCAGCCAUGAGGGCCAAGGAUGCGAACCGCCUCGCUGUCCUUCGCUCUGUGCUCGCAGCGACGCUCAACGCUAGCAAAACCGACAAGCCCAUCAAGACAGACGUGCAGCUCGUCGGCCUGCUCCAAAAGUCGGCACGCAAGUCACAAGAAGCCGCCGCCGAGGCACGACAGGCGGGCCGGGAGGAUUUGGCCGAGAAAGAGGAGGCACAACAGCGGAUCCUUGAGGAGUAUGCUGCGGGCAGCGGCGUCAGAGAAAUCGGAGAGGCCGAGCUUAGGCAAAUCAUCGAGACCGCCAAGGCUGCUCUUCUUGCCGACGACGUCCAGCAGAAGGCAUUGCAGGGGGAGCUAAUAAAAGCCCUUUUCAAGCCGGGCGGAUUGCUGGACGGGGCCUCGGUUGAGAAAAAGGGCGUGAUCCCGAUGGUCAAGGAGGCUUGCGAAGCCAAGUAG